Tribolium castaneum (red flour beetle) is the source of this 1326-nucleotide messenger RNA. It is a transcript of the gene TcasZ9desA, whose product is annotated as Z9 acyl-CoA desaturase A. Gene Ontology annotation, cellular component: endoplasmic reticulum membrane. Bases 163 to 1224 code for a protein of 353 amino acids. The record is from RefSeq and is a predicted model, not a curated record. The transcript is spliced from 3 exons. Lineage: Eukaryota; Metazoa; Arthropoda; Insecta; Coleoptera; Tenebrionidae. Gene Ontology annotation, biological process: unsaturated fatty acid biosynthetic process. Gene Ontology annotation, molecular function: iron ion binding; stearoyl-CoA 9-desaturase activity.
GGACUUGAAAACGAAUAAUUUUUGUAUGAAAAUAUAAUCAUAUCAUAAAAAUUUUUACCGAUUUGUAUAUAAAUACGUACACCUCGCCAAAAUAAUUAGUAACCAGCGGUUUUUAUUAACGUUUGGUGUACGCAAAAACGUGGCCGACAACCAACACACAGAAUGCCACCCUAUGUGUCCCACGUUACCGGCGUUCUUGACGAAAAUGACGAAGAAGUCUCUACCAAAAAUAUCCUACCAGAAGUAACAAAACCCGAAAACCGAAAAUUACAACUCGUUUGGAGAAACAUUAUACUGUUUGCAUACUUAUAUCUGGCAUCAUUCUAUGGAUUAUACUUGAUGUUUACCUCAGCCAAGUUAGCAACUUCGAUUUUUGCUUAUUUUCUCUAUCAACUGGGAGGUUUCGGAAUCACGGCUGGAGCCCACCGUUUGUGGGCCCAUCGCUCUUUCAAAGCCAAAUGGCCCUUGCGUCUCCUCCUUGCCUUUUGCAACACUUUGGCCUUCGAGGACUCGGUCAUCGACUGGUCUCGAGACCACCGCGUCCACCACAAAUUCUCCGAAACCGAUGCCGACCCUUACAAUGCCAAACGCGGCUUUUUUUUCUCACACAUCGGGUGGCUUUUAUGCCGAAAACACCCCCAAGUCAAGGAAAAGGGCAAACAAAUCGACCUGUCCGACUUAUACCAAGACCCGAUUUUGCGUUACCAGAAAAAAUACUACUUGUUUGUAAUGCCAGUUAUCUGUUUUGUUCUACCAACCGCUGCACCAAUGUAUUUCUGGGGCGAAAGUUUCAAAAAUGCGUUUUUUGUUAAUCUUUUUAGGUAUUGUUUUACUUUGAAUUCGACGUGGUUGGUUAAUUCCGCUGCUCAUUUAUGGGGAAGUAAACCCUAUGAUAAGUUUAUUAACCCGGCGGAAAAUUUCGCCGUUUCGGUACUGGCUUUAGGCGAAGGAUGGCAUAAUUUUCAUCAUACUUUUCCAUGGGAUUAUAAGGCUUCAGAGUUGGGGAAAUAUAGUGUGAAUUUUUCGUCGGCUUUUAUUGAUUUUUUUGCCAAAAUUGGAUGGGCUUAUGAUUUGAAAACUGUCUCGGAGGAUUUGGUCAAGAAGAGGGUUUUGAGAACUGGUGAUGGGUCGCACCAUGUUUGGGGAUGGGGUGAUAUGGACCAAGCGUUGGAGGAUUAUGAAGGGGCGAUUAUCAAGCACAGAAAAUCUGACGAUUUUAAUUAAAUCAUGUCUUGUAUAAAAAAAUCUCUUUUGUUAAAUAAUUUGUAAUUUUUUAAAAAUUGUGUAAAUUGUUUUUGGCUAAUAAACGUAGAAUUUAGAAGCAGA